UAUGAACUUCGAAAUGCUGAAUCGGUACACGCAGCCAAGGGGCGUUCACGCGCAGUCUGCACAAUCUACCACAGCUUCACGCGUCUUUCGUCAAUUUACAACCAAAUUUUUAACGCGUUUUUAAACAUCCGAGUUAUGUUCACGUGCGUGCUUAAGAUACCACAAACUGUUGUCUAGGUAGGAAGUACUACUUUCUGAGACACAGCUCCUUUGUGCGCGCUUUCGCUUUUAGUAGAAAUAAACCCGAAGUUAGGUAGGAGUUUCCUGAUUUAAAGAGCAGUCCGAUGCCAGGAAAACGAUGUAAAAUCAUCGGAAUAUUUUUGGAAACUCUCCCAGAAAGAAGCUGCCUCAGUUUGUCUAAAAAUAUGUAUUGCUUUUCGUAAAUUCGCAUUAGCGUACUCUCCGUACAGCUGUGAAGAUGUAUGUAGGAGAGGCAUGGAGCUGUUGCCCCUGUUUCUUGACUGAAGAGGAGAAAAAAAUUAUCGCUGUUCAAAAAGAAAUUAAACACAUGCUGGCGGAGCAGAAGAAAAGAGAACUCAGUGAGAUCAAAGUGCUAUUGUUAGGCACUGGAGAAAGUGGAAAGACGACUUUUAUUAAACAAAUGAGGAUAAUUCAUGGAAAUGGUUUUUCGGAGGAAGAAAGACGUGCUUUUGCUAAACUGGUUUACAGGAAUAUCUUCACAGUUUCGAAGGCAUUGACAGGGGCUAUGACUACAUUAAAGAUUCCUUAUGCCAACCCACAAAAUGAGGUGUACGGCCAACAAUUUCAGGAAGUGGAAAUAAAUCAGAUGACACAUUUGAACAAAAUGUAUGUUGUAGCAAUUCGUCGACUUUGGGCUGAUGCAGGUAUCAAAUUGUGUUACAGUCGUCGUAGAGAGUACCAGCUACUGGACUCUACAGAAUACUACAUGACAAAUUUAGACCGUAUCGCAUCCGAAGACUACAUCCCUACGGCCCAGGAUGUGCUCAGAGUCCGGUUUCCCACCACAGGCAUCUCUGACUAUUCCUUUAGUACAGACAAGAUGAACCUCAGGAUUGUUGAUGUGGGUGGCCAGAAGUCAGAAAGGAAAAAAUGGAUCCACUGCUUUGAGAAUGUGACAUCUCUCAUAUUUUUAGCCUCUCUCAGCGAGUAUGACCAAGUGCUGGAGGAGAACGACAAAGAAAACCGCAUGAAGGAGAGCUUGUCGCUGUUUUACACCAUCAUCCACUCGAAGUGGUUCGCCAAUGCCUCUAUUAUCCUUUUUCUAAACAAAACGGACAUCCUGGAGGAAAAGAUUCAGACGUCAGACUUACAAAUAUACUUCCCAGAUUUCAAAGGGAAACGUCGAGACUCCAAAGAAGCCAUGGAGUUCAUCUUAAAGAUUUAUGAACAGAAGGCCACCAAUGUUGAGAACAAAGACUGUAAAGACAUCUACUCUCACUUCACCUGUGCUACGGACACCGAUAACAUCCGGAAGGUUUUUAAUGCUGUGAAAAAGACAGUAUUUGUUAACGUGCUGAAGACAUAUGCAGUACUCUAAACUGGCCCAAAAUUCACCAAUGAAGCCCUGAACCUUUCACCGAUCUUGCUUUUUUUCUGGUUUUAUAGUCAAUUUAAUUCAUUGACCUACAUAGAAUUCGCAAAGGAUGCUGGUUAUUGUUUAUCCUUGUCCAGUGUCAAUGCAACCCUUGCUUACUUUAUUUCAAGUGUGGCAAUAAGUCAAAAGUAUAC
Paramisgurnus dabryanus is the source of this 1710-nucleotide messenger RNA. Its product is annotated as guanine nucleotide-binding protein subunit alpha-15-like. Gene Ontology annotation, biological process: phospholipase C-activating dopamine receptor signaling pathway; adenylate cyclase-modulating G protein-coupled receptor signaling pathway. Gene Ontology annotation, cellular component: heterotrimeric G-protein complex; cytoplasm. The record is from RefSeq and is a predicted model, not a curated record. Gene Ontology annotation, molecular function: G protein-coupled receptor binding; guanyl nucleotide binding; GTPase activity. Lineage: Eukaryota; Metazoa; Chordata; Actinopteri; Cypriniformes; Cobitidae.